Messenger RNA from Scleropages formosus (Asian bonytongue), 2462 nucleotides. It is a transcript of the gene pou5f3, whose product is annotated as POU domain, class 5, transcription factor 3. The coding region runs from base 443 to 1912 and encodes 489 amino acids. The record is from RefSeq and is a predicted model, not a curated record. The transcript has 5 exons. NCBI's taxonomy places the organism in Eukaryota, Metazoa, Chordata, Actinopteri, Osteoglossiformes, Osteoglossidae. Gene Ontology annotation, biological process: regulation of transcription by RNA polymerase II. Gene Ontology annotation, molecular function: DNA-binding transcription factor activity, RNA polymerase II-specific; RNA polymerase II cis-regulatory region sequence-specific DNA binding.
GGUCGCGGGGCCUUUGCGAAUAAUUCGUACUUGCGGAGAGAUUUGGGUUUGUCAGCGGCUCAGUUUUCGGAAGUUAAAUUUACGAAUCCAGUUCGUUGUUUUUAUGUAGCUUUUAAUGGAAACCCACGUCCUUUUACCGUCAUUGAGCCUAAAACCUUUUAAAUAUCGCAGUUUUUAAAGGGAGAAAAGACUGACGGCAUUAAAAAAAAAAACGUCCGAAAGACUUCAUACGACAGCAAGUUCAAACCGGAUCGUAUUUCUUUAAAAAUUAUUUUUGCUUUGAUAAAUAAUGUAUUAAAUAUGGUGUAGGCCACACUUUCGACUAGCUAAUUUGCAGUAGCUGUAUCGAUUUUUUUUAAAAAUUUUUUUAAUUUAAAAACGAAAAAGGGUGAAGUAGUUUUUCCAAAAAAAAAAAAACUAGAUUCUCGCAAUCUGCCGCUCCAUGGCCAGGCAGGGUCUGGGCUACACGGACUGGCCGUACGAGGUCGACAGCGCCCCAGGCUACAGCCAGUCCCAGGUGUUUGGGCACCAGCAGCAGCAGCAGCAGCAGCUGGGUCAGUUCCCGAGCGCCGUGCUGCAGGAGCCGAGCGCCUUCGUCCACAACGCGUUCGUCCCUCCGCAGCAGCUCCGCUUCCCGGCCCUCGGAGGAGACUACAGGCAGCCGGGCCCGGAGGUGAGCGAGCAGCAGGCCUACUCGGGUAACUGGUGCCAGGUGAUCGUGCCCGACUACGCGGGCCAAGUCCUGGGAGUCAACAUGACCCCCCAGACCCCCGGCCGCAGCCCCCUGGUGGCGAAGCCCGUGGAGCAGGUGACCGGCCAGGAAAUGAGGAGCGCGCACGACUUCGACGCGUUCGCCAGCGAGCAGAAGAUAAUGCAGCCGCAGCCGAGUCCGGGCCACCUGGUGCCACCGAGCGCGAGCGCGAUGCACCACGGUGUUUGCUACCCCCAGUGGAGCGCCUCGUCUUGCAACAUGUCCGGCGCUACCGCGACCCCGGCGCCCGGCGGCACCGUGUCCACCUGCUCCUCCAUCGUUCCCACCCAGGCGGCGCCCCCUCCCACCCAGAAACGCGGAGGUGGCCCGAAAGAAGCGUCGUACAGCCGCAAAACCAAGAGGGCCAGCGCAGCAGCCCCGGCGCCCGCGAGCGCUCGGACCCAGAGCGCUUGCAACCGACGCUCUUCACAGGGCGGCCGCGGCAACCCGGAGGUCGAGAACAUCUCGAUGGAGGAGCUGGAGGCGUUCGCGAAGUUGCUCAAGCAAAAGCGCGUCGCGCUCGGCUUCACCCAAGCGGACCUCGGCAUAUCCCUGGGGAAACUCUGUGGCGGGAGGGUGUUCAGCCAGACAACCAUCUGCCGCUUCGAGGCCCUCCAGCUGAGCUUCGGAAACAUGUGCGCGCUCCUGCCGGUGCUCAAGAGGUGGCUGGCAGAGGUGGAGGCGUCCGACAACCCGCAUGAGUUGCAGAAGCUCCAGGGGGUGGUCGUGAAUGUUGCCAAGAGGAAGAACAGGACCAGCCUGAGUGAUGAAACACGCCAGUCCUUGGAGAACUGGUACAGUGUGUGCCCCAGGCCCACUGCACAGCAGAUCACGCAGCUUUCCACCAGCCUGGAACUGCACAGAGAUGUGGUGCGCGUGUGGUUUUGUAACCGCCGGCAGAAGGGAAAGAGGCUGGAUGAGAACUCUGCUGAAGAGAAGAAUCAGCACUUGGCAUUCCAGUAUAUCCAGUGCCACCCACAGAUGCCCCAGUAUGUCGAACAUGACCAGCAGGGGCUCCACAUGCAGGGCAUGACUCUCCCUGCUCAGGGAUUCCCUGGCUCUGGUCAUCCAGUUCUCCCAGCAAUGUAUGUGCCUCCUUCCCAAAGCACUGAGGCAUACAAUCAAGUUUUGCCACAUGGGCUGCAUCAUUUCAGGGAUUAGAUGCUCCCCAACUGUGCCGUUUCCCUCUGGAGGUGAAGACCUGCUUCUGGAUGGAGUGAAAUGGGAGAGACGGGAAGUGAUUUCUGGCCGUGCGCUCACUGAGCGCGUUUGGAAGAUCCUUCCGACGGAUGUUGGUCGUGACCAAAGCGGAGGACUGAGCGUGAAACAUCUGCUCUGUUAACCCGCAUGGGGAAAGGCUGCACAAGGCCUACCUUGGCUGGGUUGUGGUUGAAACUGAGGUGAAGACAUUGCUUUUGCAAGAGCUGCGGGUGGAUUUUAAUCUUUGCCGCUCACGAGCUCCUGCGUUGCUUUCUGUAGCCGCCAUCUCUUAAAUCUCACUGGAGGCCAGGAGGAACUGGGACAUUUGAAAUCAUUACUUCUGACAAAAGCUUUGAUUUUUAAAGUCUUCCUUGGCUUUAAAUGAGGAAGAUCUCUGUAGUCAUACCUGAACUCAUUGCCUUCUGUUAAAAAAAAUUUUACUGUCCAUAAGUGACACAAAUGUAUAUAGUCAUACAUUAAAGCAUUGUCUCUAAAGUUCUGAUUUAAAAAA